Messenger RNA from Chroicocephalus ridibundus (black-headed gull), 773 nucleotides. RefSeq names its product adaptor related protein complex 5 subunit sigma 1 (gene AP5S1). Bases 38 to 643 code for a protein of 201 amino acids. The transcript is spliced from 2 exons. The record is from RefSeq and is a predicted model, not a curated record. NCBI's taxonomy places the organism in Eukaryota, Metazoa, Chordata, Aves, Charadriiformes, Laridae. Gene Ontology annotation, cellular component: AP-type membrane coat adaptor complex; cytosol; lysosome. Gene Ontology annotation, biological process: endosomal transport; double-strand break repair via homologous recombination.
GAGCGGUGGUGGGGGCCGGGGUCGCGGCGGCGUUGCCAUGGUGCGGGCGUUCGUGCUGCUGGCGCUGGGCGGGCCCGGCCCCCCGCGCCCCGCCCCCUGCCGCGUGCUGUACGCGCGCGCCUUCGGUACCCCCCCCGAGACCGACACCCCCCCCGGCACCGGGGACCCUUCCCGGCAGCGCCUCCGCCGCAAGGAGCAGCUGCUGGCCGUGGCCAGGCAAGUGGCCACCCAGUGCCAGCUGCUUCAGUCAUCCUCGGGGCGCCCGUCCUCCCCCCAACUCCCCCAGCUCCCCGAUGAGCCGAUGUCACUGCAAGACGCCCCGGGGGGGCUUUUCCAGCUGCCCUCCGGGGACCCCUUCCCCGAACGGGUGACGGUAGCCUGGCUGUCGGUCGUGGCCCUCGCCUUCGCUUUGGUUUGUGACCCUCAAGAGAAUGUAUCGCUUGCCGAAAUCACCCUGCGCCGCCUGGCCCCCCGCCUGCUCGCCUCCCUGCGCCUCCUCGGCCCCGGCGCCGACGUCCUGCUCCGACCCGAGGCCGCUGACGUCCUCCUCGAUCGUCUCCUGCCCCACGGGCAGAUGCUUUUCCUCAACGAACACUUCCUCCAGGCAGUGGACCGGGAGAUGGGCAUCAAAGCAUCCCGCUGAGCUACAGCCGGCAUCCCUGCCCGGCACCCCCCGAUAUUUCGGGGCGGGAGAGGCAAGGGAGGGGUCCGAGAUGGUCGCCAAGCCCCAGUGGGAUGGAGAGGAAAAGUGGCUCAGGAAUAAAGAGCAACGA